Messenger RNA from Paraglomus brasilianum, 555 nucleotides. NCBI's taxonomy places the organism in Eukaryota, Fungi, Glomeromycota, Glomeromycetes, Paraglomerales, Paraglomeraceae. The record is from the annotation of a GenBank genome assembly.
AUGACCCGCAUAGAACUACAGCAGCUGUGCAAGAAACAUGGCUUAAAGGAAGGGAAUAAGAGAAAUAUUGAUAUAGUAAAAGCUCUGCGUCCUUUCGCUAGUGAUCAUACAGACUCGUCCGCGAGCAGUAGUGCCCGUUCGGUUUUUAACAGAGAACCAACAAGAUUAGUCAAUCAACACAAACGUCUGCGGGUUGCUAAUCCAGAUGAGACAGAGACCGAGAUCGGUCGUUGGCUAAAGAGCAAGGGACUUGCCGAUAUCGUACCUAUAUUUGCUCGAGAGGGAUUGUUACGCGACUGGCAAUUACUAGAACGUUUAAGGUUCGAUCACAUAAAAGCAAUGGGUCUGUCAACUGCUUCUUGUAUACAAUUAGAGAUUGCAUUAGAUGAGAAAUUUGGGCGUCAGCAUACAGAUCCGCGUUUGAAUAUCUCUACAAUCGCCAACUCUGUUUCUAAAGCUGAAGCAGAACUAAGUGAUCUCAGAAUUUCGCUCGGGUUUCUAAAACAAGAUAUUCGAGAAGUAAAGAACACUGUGCAGAAAUCAGACGAGAAUUAG